Messenger RNA from Hermetia illucens (black soldier fly), 776 nucleotides. RefSeq names its product peptidoglycan-recognition protein SC2-like. Gene Ontology annotation, molecular function: N-acetylmuramoyl-L-alanine amidase activity; zinc ion binding. Gene Ontology annotation, biological process: peptidoglycan catabolic process. The record is from RefSeq and is a predicted model, not a curated record. NCBI's taxonomy places the organism in Eukaryota, Metazoa, Arthropoda, Insecta, Diptera, Stratiomyidae. The transcript has 4 exons. The coding region runs from base 16 to 714 and encodes 232 amino acids.
CCAGUGUAGACAGCGAUGAGACACCAAGGAUUUGGCAAUCUCCAAAAAGCGUCCUUAUUAGGAUUAGGCAAUGGAGGGCCGUGUGCAAUUUCGGCCUAUAUAAGAAGAGAUUUUUUUGAAAAUCUUCAUGACGAUUGUGUCAAUUCAAUUGGGACUAUGAAAGCUGUAAUUGUUAUUCUGUUUUUGGGAGUUUUGCUCCAUCAAACCUAUGGUGCAUUGAUCACCCGUGCACAAUGGGGAGCUAGGGCACCAACGGGAACUAGUAAAUUCUCGGGGGUCAUUCCAUACGUUGUUAUCCAUCACUCUGUAUCUCCUGGAGUGUGUAGCACUACCGAUGCUUGUAAGACUGCCAUGAGGUCCAUGCAGAACUAUCAUAUGAAUACCAACGGAUGGGCAGAUAUUGGAUACAGUUUUGCUGUUGGUGGUGACGGUAAUAUCUACGAAGGUCGUGGUUACAACGUCGUUGGAGCUCACGCCCCAGGUUACAACAGCCAAAGUAUUGGUCUCCUUUUGAUUGGCGACUUCAGCAAGAGCAAUGCUCCAGCUAAUAUGGUCACUGCUGCUAAGAACUUCAUCUCUUCUGCUGUUUCUGCUGGAAAGCUCUCCUCAACUUAUAAAUUGAUUGGACACAGGCAAGCUCUUGCCACCGAAUGUCCUGGAGAUAAAUUGUAUGCUCAAAUCAAAACCUGGUCUCGCUACACUGCUAACCCUUAAGUGGCAUAAUUUUGAUGUUUGAUUUUUCAUAUGAAUAAAGUGGUGGAAAUUUGAUGAUGGAA